Molecule: messenger RNA, 1753 nt
Organism: Elephantulus edwardii (Cape elephant shrew)
Lineage: Eukaryota; Metazoa; Chordata; Mammalia; Macroscelidea; Macroscelididae
Gene: KICS2
Product: chromosome unknown open reading frame, human C12orf66
Exons: 3
Coding region: 11-1348 (445 amino acids)
Biological process (GO): cellular response to amino acid starvation; protein localization to lysosome; negative regulation of TORC1 signaling
Cellular component (GO): KICSTOR complex
Source: RefSeq, a predicted model, not a curated record
CACGGAUCGCAUGGGGGAGUCUAUCCCGCUUGCCGCCCCGGUGCCGGUGGAACAGGCGGUGCUGGAGACGUUCUUCUCUCACCUGGGUAUCUUCUCUUACGACAAGGCCAAGGACAAUGUGGAGAAGGAACGAGAGGCCAACAAGAGCGCGGGGGGCAGCUGGCUGUCGCUGCUGGCGGCCUUGGCCCACCUGGCCGCGGCCGAGAAGGUCUAUCACAGCCUCACCUACCUGGGGCAAAAACUAGGGGGCCAGUCUUUCUUCAGCAGGAAGGACUCCAUUCGCACCAUCUAUACUUCUCUGCAUAAUGAGCUGAAGAAAGUGGUGACUGGACGUGGUGCCCUGGGUGGGGCUGCUCCUCAUGUGGAAGAGCUUCUUUCCCACCUGUCAGAGCAGCUCUGCUUCUUCGUUCAGGCUCGAAUGGAGAUUGCAGACUUCUAUGAGAAGAUGUACACCCUCAGUACACAGAAGUUCAUCAGUGCUGAAGAACUCGUUGGUGUUUUGGACACCAUCCUCAAAAAAUACAGCUCCAGAUUUCACCACCCAAUUCUCAGCCCCUUGGAGAGCAGUUUCCAGCUUGAAGUGGAUGUCCUGAGUCAUCUGCUGAAGGCCCAAGCACAGGUGUCAGAGUGGAAGUUCCUCCCAUCUCUGGUUAACUUACACAGCGCCCACACCAAGCUGCAGACCUGGGGCCAGAUCUUUGAGAAGCAGCGGGAGACUAAAAAGCAUCUGUUUGGAGGACAAUCUCAGAAGGCAGUUCAGCCCCCACACCUUUUCCUUUGGCUCAUGAGACUAAAAAACAUGCUCCUUGCCAAGUUUAGCUUUUACUUUCACGAGGCACUGAGCCGACAAACGACUGCUUCAGAAAUGAAAACGUUGACUGCAAAAGCAAACCCAGACCUUUUUGGAAAGAUUUCUAGCUUCAUCAGGAAAUACGAUGCUGCCAAUGUGUCCUUAAUUUUUGACAACCGAGGUUCAGAGAGUUUUCAGGGCCAUGGAUAUCACCACCCCCAUUCCUACAGGGAGGCCCCAAAGGGUGUGGACCAGUACCCAGCCGUUGUGUCUUUGCCCAGUGACAGACCUGUUAUGCACUGGCCCAAUGUCAUUAUGAUCAUGACAGACCGCACAUCUGACCUGAACAGCUUGGAGAAAGUGGUCCACUUCUAUGAUGACAAAGUCCAGAGCACUUAUUUCCUGACCCGCCCAGAACCUCACUUUACAAUUGUCGUCAUCUUUGAGUCAAAGAAAUCAGAGAGAGACUCCCACUUUAUUUCCUUUCUCAAUGAGCUCUCACUUGCCCUUAAGAACCCCAAAAUUUUCGCCAGUCUGAAGCCUGGGUCCAAAGGUUAGCAAGUUCUUUGUAUGAGACUGACAACAGCUCUAAUGAUCCACGGUGGUCUGUGAUUACACUUUCUAUCCAUUCCGGCUUCUUAUAGAGCUGAGUUAAAGACAGCUUCUCCCUAAUUGUCUUGCACACCUUAUAAGCAAUUAAGACCAAUUGCAUUAAGUAUCCAAAGAGCAAUCUACAAAGUGAUCAUGGCUACUGUGUAUUUCCAUGGUACAGCAGAAUAGUUUCAGUAUUUUCCUGUGUUUCAUGUAAGUAAGAUGGAAUAUUUAUUGGUCCAAAAGUGUCAUUUCCAGAUGUUUUAUAUUGUUUGAAAUGUUGCAUUGUACUGUAGGUCCAACCACCCACUCCCUUCCCCUUCUACUCAAAGAGUAAUGGGGUAAGGUAGUAAAUGGCCUUUUUAGAAUUAA